AACUUGCGAGAUACAGUACUAUGAGUACUAGUGUGAUAUCUAUGGAGGAGAAGGGAGAAAAACUUGCAGCACAAGAAAGAUGCCUCACGGGGUUGUAUCUAACCCCCUAUUGCAAGUGUGAUGAUGCGUGGCGCUCGCAAUGCAGUGGAUUCCAAACCGCUUUGCAGGAGGAGCAUCCCCCGGAAUUUGCCCCAAUUUGGCUCGCGUACAAUCGUCAGACUCGUCAAUCCCAUUAUUUUGACAUUGAUGACCAUCCCGGUUCGAGUUUUGGUGCUUCAGUAGGACCAUUAGCACCAAAUCAGGAUUUCAAUGGCAAUGCUGAGUUACUGAUGGAACUGGCUAACCGUGCUAUCCAGGAAUAUAAUGAGAAAGAGUGCAAUGUUUUCAAGUACAAGGUUUUGAAGAUUGAGAAAGUGACUUUUUCUGUGACGGCAUACUAUUUAUAUUGGAUGACUGUGAAAGUCUUAAAUCUCACUCUUGGUACUCCUGUCGAAACUUUUCAAAUCCAUGCUGGUAAAAGCACCCUCAAUGAUUUCGAUAAAGUUAUCUAUUGUUGCCGGCCUAAAGAAGAGGCCAUUGUUGGUUUGCCGAGCUGUGAGUUUUGUUUUGGCAAGUUGCCGGAGAGGUAGUUAUCUAAAGUUAUCGUGCUGAAAAAUGUAAAGCUUCUUUUACACUGUCAUUUUACAUAAAUUAAACUUACUAGACAAAUGUUAACACAUUGAUAUG
This is a messenger RNA of Nicotiana tabacum (common tobacco), 726 nucleotides long. RefSeq lists its product as uncharacterized. Lineage: Eukaryota; Viridiplantae; Streptophyta; Magnoliopsida; Solanales; Solanaceae. Gene Ontology annotation, molecular function: cysteine-type endopeptidase inhibitor activity. The record is from RefSeq and is a predicted model, not a curated record.